Molecule: messenger RNA, 579 nt
Organism: Entamoeba invadens IP1
Lineage: Eukaryota; Evosea; Mastigamoebida; Endamoebidae
Product: RAB, putative
Exons: 4
Coding region: 1-579 (192 amino acids)
Molecular function (GO): GTP binding; GTPase activity
Source: RefSeq, a predicted model, not a curated record
AUGCAACUCUCAUCUACCCUCAAGAUUUGUUUAGUUGGUGACAUGAGUGUCGGCAAAACUUGUGUUGUGAAUAGAUUGGUCAAGGACAAAUUCACUGAAGAAGAAAAAGCAACAAUUGCAGCGUCAUUUGUUACUACCACUCUUACCAACAAUGUCACAAACAAAAAAGUUGACGUUUCCAUUUGGGCGGGACAGGAAAAGUAUCGAUCCAUGGUGAACAUGUAUUACCGGGGGUCGAGUGGCGGAGUAAUAGUUUUCGACCUGACAUCAAAGAACAGUUUUCUCCAUGUCAGGAGUUGGUAUAAAGACUUGAAAGAAGCGGUUCCUGAUGUUGCAGUUGCACUCAUCGGAAAUAAAUCCGACGCCUCCAAUUUCAGGGUCAUCCAGUAUGACGAGGCAAAAGCACUUGCAGAAGAACUUAAGAUCGACAUAUUCUAUGAAGUGUCUGCAAAAACAGGAGACAAUAUCAAAGUUGUAUUUGAAGAUUUACUCAAAAAUAUGAAACCACGAGAAAAGAACGAGGCGAACUAUCUUGAGCACCACCAAUUGGAAGAUAAACAAGAUCAGGGCUGUUGCUGA